Messenger RNA from Salvelinus fontinalis (brook trout), 7603 nucleotides. Its product is annotated as chloride channel protein 2-like. Gene Ontology annotation, cellular component: membrane. Gene Ontology annotation, molecular function: voltage-gated chloride channel activity. NCBI's taxonomy places the organism in Eukaryota, Metazoa, Chordata, Actinopteri, Salmoniformes, Salmonidae. The transcript is spliced from 23 exons. The record is from RefSeq and is a predicted model, not a curated record. Bases 183 to 2840 code for a protein of 885 amino acids. Gene Ontology annotation, biological process: chloride transport; transmembrane transport.
AGCACUUUUGAGUUCAUCUUGUGAACGUCAUCAGCUUCACGACACUUUAAUCAGCGUAGUAUUCUAGUCACUAGCAAACAAGAGAGUGCUUUGGUGUCUCACUCCUACCUCAAAAUAAUUCCUCAUCCUCAUCCUCAUCUCUCGCAUCCCUCUGCCGGUAGCGAGAGCAACACAGCGCAGCCAUGGCCAGCGACGAUCAGCGGGGGCUCCAUUAUGAACAAACGUUGAUGUAUGGUCGCUACACACAGGAGUUGGGGGCGUAUGCUAAAGAAGAGGCAGCUCGCCUGAGGGAGGAGGGGGUGCGGAGGCCCUCGGUCACAGAACGCUCACGCUCCCUGGAACUCCUGGAGAAUGACAAGGGCUGCUGCGCCAAGUGUCGCAUCUGUACGGUGCGGUGUCAGAAGUUCCUCAUCUCUUGUGUUGGUGAAGACUGGAUCUUCCUCAUCCUCCUGGGUCUAUUCAUGGCUCUGCUCAGCUGGCUGGUCGACUUCGGUAUCGGCAUCUGUCUACAAUCACAGAAGUGGAUGUAUGUGAACCUGGAGAGUAAUGUGUUUCUCCAGUACCUGGCCUGGGUCACCUAUCCUGUGGUGCUCAUCACCUUCUCAGCUGGCUUCACACAGAUACUGGCCCCACAGGCCGUAGGUUCAGGUAUCCCAGAGAUUAAGACCAUUCUGAGGGGUGUAGUGCUGAAAGAAUACCUCACCUUUAAAACCUUUGUGGCCAAAGUCAUCGGUCUCACGUUUGCCCUGGGCAGUGGCAUGCCUCUGGGCAAGGAGAGUCCAUUUGUUCACAUUGCUAGUCUUGGUGCUGCACUUCUCUGCAAGUUCAUGUCUCUGUUUGGAGGAAUCUAUGAGAAUGAGUCGAGGAACAUUGAGCUGUUGUCAGUUGCCUGUGCUGUGGGGGUGAGCUGUGUUUUCGCUGCCCCUAUUGGAGGUUUGCUGUUCAGUAUUGAGGCAAUGUCUACUUUCUUCACUGUGAGGAACUACUGGAGAGGGUUCUUCGCUGCUACCGUCACUGCCUUCAUGUACAGAGCCCUGGCCGUGUGGAACAGAGACGAGGUGACCAUCACAGCUCUGAUGCCAACCAAUUUCCGUCAGGACUUCCCCUUUGACCUCCAGGAGCUCCCAGCCUUCGCUAUCCUUGGUAUUGCCAGUGGUCUUGGCGGGGCAUUGUUUGUCUGCCUGAACAGACAGAUAGUCCAGUUAAUCAGGAACCAGAAGACCAUCAAAAAGUUCCUCAUGAAGAAGCGUCUGCUGUACCCAGCCCUGGUCACUCUGCUUGUGUCUACGCUAACGUUUCCCCCCGGCUUCGGACAGUUCAUGGCAGCCAAGCUGACCCAGAUGGAGUCCCUGGAGACAUUGUUAGACAACCAGACGUGGUCCAAGCAGGGCAUACCCGAGGAGUUUGACAGCGACAGCAACUCUCAGGCCUGGAAACAACCCCAGGUCAACGUCUUCGUCACCCUCACCCUCUUUGUCGUCAUGAAGUUCUGGAUGUCUGCUCUGGCCAUGACCAUGCCUGUGCCCUGUGGAGCCUUCAUGCCUGUCUUCGUCAUUGGGGCAGCGUUUGGUCGUCUGGUCGGGGAGAGCAUGGCCACCUGGUUCCCUGAUGGCGUCCACUCUGAUGGCACCAUCUACCCCAUAGAGCCAGGAGUGUACGCAGCCGUAGGUGCGGCGGCCCUGUCUGGAGCAGUCACUCACACAGUGUCGACGGCAGUUGUUGUGUUUGAGCUGACAGGUCAGAUCAGCCACAUCCUGCCGGUGAUGAUAGCGGUGAUACUGGCCAACGCCGUGGCCCAGUCCCUCCAGCCCUCGCUAUAUGACUCCCUCAUCAUGAUCAAGAAACUACCUUACCUCCCUGAGCUGGGCUGGGGCCACCAUGAGAAGUAUAAUAUUUGUGUGGAGGACAUCAUGAUCAGUGAUGUGAUGUACAUCACCCUCAACUGCUGCUACAGAGACCUGCAUGAUGUACUGCUGUCCGGACACCUCAAGACCCUAGCCCUGCUCGAGUCCAGUGAGUCGAUGAUCCUGCUGGGUUCUAUUGAGCGUGCCCAGCUCCAGGCCCUCCUGUCCCUACAGCUGGGCCGGCCACGGAGGCUGAAGUACCUGAGAGACCGGGCCACAGCUGAUAAGCGCCUGUCGGUGGUCUCCCACCCAAGCAGCGAGGACGGCUCCACCAUGGUCAACCAGGAGGUCCACUUCCAGGUCAAUAAGAUCUCCACAGAGGAGUCUUCCCUCAGUUCCACUCCUACCCCCUCCAUGAAGCCACUGAAGCCGGCCCUAAAGAGACCCUCUGUGGUGGACCGCCCUACUGAGAUACCCAUGCCCACAAGUCCACAGGACCACUCUGGCAGCACCUUGAAGAACCUCUUCCGUGUCAGACCUGAUAUAGAAGGCCUGGAGGAUGACUUCGAUGUGGAUGAUGACAUGACCAUCAGAGAGAUUGCAGAGUGGGAGGAGAACCAGCUUGACGAGCAGGUGAACUUCGACAACUGCAUGAUCGACCCCGCCCCCAUCCAACUGGUGGAGAGCACCUCACUACAUAAGACCCACACCAUCUUCUCUCUGCUGGGGUUGGACCAUGCCUACGUCACCAGCAUUGGACGACUCAUCGGAGUGGUGUCCCUCAAAGAGCUGCAGAAGGCCAUCGAGGGCUCUGUGGCAGUGAAGGGGGUGAAUGUGCGCCCCCCUCUGGCCAGUUUCCGGGACAGCGGCACCAGUGGCACCAUUAUGAACAACGAGAACAAAGCCAGAGAUCUCCACAAGCUGUGGAACCGCCGAAAGUUGAUGUCCCUCCCCCAGGAGCACCAAGCCUCCGACUCUGACGAGAAGUCCAAGUGAGGUGGACGGGGAUAGGUUGACGGGGAUGUGGACGGGGACGAGGAUGAGGACAGGUGGACGGGGAUGGGGACAGGUGACACAGGGAUGGGGACAGGUGUGUUGGCGAGGAGUUGGAGGAGCAUUGACCCCCUCUAACUCAAAACCACAACCGAUGCUGCAAACUCAUGGCUUGGAUCAAUAUUUAAUUCUGGACUAGAGUUCUCUCCUCUUACUCCUCUCCUAACCUUCCUCUCCAUCCCUCUCUCCUUUACCCCUCCUCCCGGUUGGCCUUUGGGCCCUGCAGUUACUCAGCUCUUAUAGAGGAGGGAUGGAUUCACCCUGCGCUUGGCCCAACCAGAACAGAAGAGAUCUGGGUGUUAGGGAGGGGAGAGGAGAGGAGAGGAGGGAUGGGUUAAGGUGUCACUGCUUAACAAAGGUGGUCAGAGCAAAAUGUAUAGAAUAUGCGUGGUUUGACUAUAAAAGGAAUUGCAUUUUUAUACACACUUUGCUGACUUGGCUAUUGGUCUGACUUUGAGAGGAAAUUUAAAAAAGAAAAUCCUAUGUGUAAUACCCUCUCAGAAAAUACAGUCUCAAACACACACGCACAAGUUUUAAUAAGAGCCAGUCUGCACACAAGACAAUGGAGUUUUCUCUAAAAAUAGCUCUUUAUAACCUUGAAGAGAAGAAGAAGGAGAGGGGGAAGAGGGAGAGUGAAAAAGGCUAAAAUAUGACAAUAUGAAAGCGUUUUCUGUUAUCUAAUCUGCUGCUUUAGGGUGUUCUCCCCCCAAUAGAACCCAGGGUAGCUUUCUGGUUGGCCAACUUCACAUCCCCACUCUAUAUGUUCACUAUCCAGUAACACUACGGUGAUCAGAGUAAGGUCGGACCCAGACCACAUAGAACCAGUUUAAAUAAUGCUGACCAGUAGCCAACUGACUGAAACUAGAUAUCUGAACUAACUGACCAAUGAUCAAACACUACAGCCCAUCCAUACUGACCAAUUAGAAGCUGUCAGCAUUACCGAUCGAUGAUCUAUACAUGACCAAUGAUAAAGCACUCCAUUCCUACUACAGUAUGAGUUAUCAAUAGUCCUACUGAUAUAUAGAGCUGCCUAGAGGAGGUCUGGUUAGAUGAUUAAGAGUCUGACCUCUUGAUUUUGACUUAUUCAUGUAUUUUCCUCAUGACAGUCGCUGGCUUAAUGUGCUGCAUAGUUUCCUUAGUUAUUUGAAUGACUAAGGAAACCACUGCUUGGUGUGGAUUUCUGCCAGCGAUGUAAAGAUGUCUGCUCACAUAUGCAAGCUCAGAUGGUUGUGGUUUUACACAUUCAUAUGCCUUAUUCAGUGACACAUUGAAUUAAAAAGUACACACACACACAAGCACACACACACAGUAUUGUACACCCUUGUUGAGAUACACAAUUCAGUCCCAUUCAAAAUCCUAUUUUCCCUAACCUUAACCCUAACCCUAGCUCCACACCCUAACCUUAACCCAAAAACCUAACCUUAAACCUUUUUAUUUUUAUUUAUUAUUUAUUUAUUAUUUUUAUUAAACCUAACCCUAGCUCCUAACCCUAGCCCAAAUUCUAACCCUAACACUAAUUCUGACCUUAACCCUAAACCCCCUAGAAAUGGCAUUUGACCUGAAAACAGGACCAACAUAAUGUCCCCAGUUGGUCAAAAAAUGUUUUGGACAAUUCUUGUGAGGACUUCUUGUCCCCACAAGUAUAGUUAGACACGUCCACACACACACAUACACACACACACACUGACUGACAUUUCUGCAACCUGGAUGUGUUAUUGCAUAAAUACGUUUUAAUUUCAGUGGUGAGUUCUUGCCUUGUUCACCGCCACUGAAAAGAAAACACACACACACACAUUAACAUCUUCACAGACUGACAUGCCUGUCCUGACAUGCAGAGAGAUGCACACAUAUGAGAAGUAUGCUGUUGUGUAUAUCAUUUUAAUGGACAAUAUCAUUAUGAUAAUGGCAAAAAAAAAUGAAUAUGUUUUUAUUCUUGUUUAUUUUGUAUCUUUUCUCAUUGAAUUAAUUUUGAUCUAGGUUUGAUUGGCAUCAUUCAUUCAUUCAAUGAGCUUUAAUCAUGGCUUAUUUUGGGAAAGGGGCAGUGGUGUAAAGUACUUAAGUAAAAAUACUUUAAAGUACUACUUAAGUAGUUGUUUUGGGUAUCUGUACUUUACUAUUUAUAUUUUACUUUUACUUCACUACAUUCUUAAAGAAAAUUAUAUACUUUUUACUCCAUACAUUUUCCCUGACACCCAAAAGUGCUCAUUACAUUUUGAAUGGACACGAAAAUUGUCUAAUUCACACACUUAUCAAGAGAACAUUUCUGGUCAUCCCUACUGUCUCUGAUCUGGACUCACUAAACACAAAUGCUUCGUUUGUAAAUUAGGCCUGAGUGUUGAACUGUGCCCCUGGCUCCUUAAAUUAAAAAAAAAACAAGAAAAUGGUGCCGUCUGGUUUGGUUAAUAUAAGGAAUUUGAAAUGAUUUAUACUUUUGAUACUUAAGUAUAUUUUAGCAAUUACAUUUACUUUUGAUACUUAAGUAUAUUUAAAACCAAAUAUUUUUUUACUUUUACUCAGGUAGGACUUUACUGGUUGACUUUCACUUUUACUUGAGUCAUUUUCUAUUAAGGUAUCUUUACUUUUACUCAAGUAUGACAACUGGGUACUUUUUCCACCACUGGAAUGGGGAUGGGGCUUUUUGGGGAAUGUGUGGAUUUAAAACUUUGCUAUAGGUUUACAGAUUUAACAUCAUUGCUGUAAUACAUGAUUGUUAAUUUAAAAUCUAACUGAUCUACAUUGCUAUCUAUCGAGUUGCUCUUCCUGCAACUCCUUUUUAGUUUUUGUUGCGUAUUGCUCUUCCCUGUCUGAUUGUUAUAAAAAGGUCCAAGGUUCGAUGUUUUUCCAGCCUUGCAGCAUGUACCCAACAUUUCUACAAUGUUUAUAAAUGUAAUUUGAAUAAUGCAAGUAACACUAUAAAGUAAGCAGAAUGAGACCCACUACCUGAAGUAACAGGAACAUUUAACCAACGUUUGUAGAAUGUUUAAAGGACCCACGGGUGUUCUCGUGGUCUGUAUGACAUCGUCAUUUCACAAGUGCCUACAUCAUCCUGGCCCCUGCAUGGUAACAGGGGUAGGAUAGGUUUUCUCUGUAAAUGAAUGUGGUGAGUUUGAGGGAUAGAAAUAACUACCCAUGUCUCUGCAUUUGGUCACACACACACAUACUCUGCACCACCUCAACAUCAGCAUUACGUGAAAAUGGCGCAUUUGUUAUGUUUUGUAGUAACAAAAUAGAGGAAGAUAAGUGUUUCCAAUGACAUCAUGGGUUUGUGCCGUGUGAUUUUAGCAAUUAUGAGUAGACAUUGCUUACUGUGGUGGAAAAACCAGUCAUAAGGCAGUCCAAUCUCAAUAUUCAAAAGCUUUAUUUGAACAUGCAUGGGAAAACAAUUCAACUCGCUCUUUGUUCUCACAGAAUGAGGAUGGGUGGGGUGUUACACAUGCACUACGAAUGAGUCCGGUCCUUCUGCUCAUCACCACAGAUAGUAAAGGAAAAAUAACGACUAAUCAUACCAAGGACAUGACCACUCCCCCACACAUCCUGGGAUAGCAGGAGCUAUGAAAGAUCGUUUCACAGAAAGUUAGAAACAGUUAUAAAACAGACUACAAAAAGGCAAAUGGACAACUUUCUGUAAGAAUUAUCAAUCUAAGAGAAACAGGAUGACCUGUCUCUUCUUCAGGCCAAAUAAGAUAACAAAUUACAUUUUCUUCCACACUACUAAUUGUCUACUAAUUGGUUGAUGAUGUCAUUGGAAACACUUAUCUUCCUCUCCUCUGGAGAUGAUGAGUAUGAAGUUGAAAUGUCCCUUGAAUACACAAUUGGAGCAAUGAAUGUGUAAUUACACAUCCUCUUGCUGAAAGUUAUUCUACAUGGUGUAACUACUGAUGUUAUUACACAUUUUCUUGUUUAACUAUGUAAGUAAUGUUUUGUAGUUACACAUUUGAAAAUCACCUGUGAAUUACUAUGUUAAUAACUCUAACCAACAUCUGACCUUGUUACAUGUAACUACAAGGUGCCACUACCAUCGAAUCCACAUGUAAUACCAAGGUUGAUAAAUAGGCUAGGACCUGGUAACAACAAUUGUAACAAGGCACUCCCUGUCAUUAACUACUGGUCAUUUUCAAUUAGUUUAUUUCUAUGUUAUGAGCUGGCUCAAAGGCUAUACCAAAUCAAGUGUAAUGUAAGAACAAUGUAGUUACAUAGGUUACCAGGAUAUUGCUGGCUCUAUGGCUCUGGACAAGUAUUUGUUGUUGUUUAUGAAAGUAACCCGUUUUCUCUCUCUCAGGUCUACCCAGUGUGUUCAGUUUGGAGUUUUUUUGGGGGGGGGGUCUAUCUGUAUCCUGGUCUGAACUUUUCUUUGACCAGGAUGUACUGCGUAUGUAAUAAACCAAACCCCAUGUUACUUACUUUAAUAUGGUGCAAUGUUAAAGAUACAUUUUGUAUUUUUUUAUGCAUUUUCUUUAUAAAGGUCAUCCAUUUAUAUAUUAUUAGGCGGCAGGUAGCCUUGUGGUUAAGAGUGCCCUGACAGUAGCCCAAAGGUCGCUGACAUCUAUAAAUGUGCCCUUCACCAAGGCACUUAUCCAUAGUUGCUCUGGAUAAGAGAGUCUGCUAAAGGACAGAAAAUGUAUGUAACAAAAUGUAUUAAUUCAUCAACACCUAAACAAACCAAUAAAAAAUGUACUGAAAUCGAAUCAUAAAUGUUUUAUCUAUCG